Molecule: messenger RNA, 1179 nt
Organism: Acanthosepion pharaonis
Lineage: Eukaryota; Metazoa; Mollusca; Cephalopoda; Sepiida; Sepiidae
Source: the annotation of a GenBank genome assembly
AUGAAACUGAAUUUCAUUCUUGGUGAUGUAGUAACUUGUUGUUAUUUCUUUUUUUUUUUUCUUUCUUUUUUUUCUUUCUUUUUUUUCUUUCUUUUUUUUCUUUCUUUUUUUUCUUUCUUUUUUUUCUUUCUUUUUUUUUUUUCUUUUUUUCUUUCUUUUUUUUUUUCUUUUUUUUUUCUUUCUUUUUUCUUUCUUUUUUUUCUUUCUUUUUUUUCUUUCUUUUUUAUUUCUUUUUUUUUUUUUCUUUUCCUUUUUUUUUCUUUUUUUUUUUCUUUCUUUUUUUUCUUUUUUAUUUUUUUCUUUAUUUUCUUUCUUUAUUUUCUUUCUUUAUUUUUUUUCUUUAUUUUCUUUCUUUAUUUUUUUCUUUAUUUUCUUUUCUUUUAUUUUCUUUUCUUUAUUUUCUUUCUUUAUUUUCUUUUUUAUUUUCUUUCUUUUAUUUUCUUUCUUUAUUUUCUUUUUCUUUUUAUUCUGCCUUUAGAAGAGUUUAAAACAUUCUUAACUCCAUCUGCCAGAAAACCUCUCUCCAGUGUCUCCUUUUCUCUCUCUCUCCAGUGUCUCAUUUUCUCUCUCUCUCCAGUGUCUCCUUUUCUCUCUCUCUCCAGUGUCUCCUUUUCUCUCUCUCUCCAGUGUCUCCUUUUUCUCUCUCUCUCCAGUGUCUCCUUUCCUCUCUCUCUCUCCAGUGUCUCCUUUUCUCUCUCUCUCUCCAGUGUCUCCUUUUUCUCUCUCUCUCCAGUGUCUCCUUUUCUCUCUCUCUCCAGUGUCUCCCUCUCUCUCUUCUCUCUCUCUCUCUCCAGUGUCUCCUUUUCUCUCUCUCUCUCCAGUGUCUCCUUUUUCUCUCUCUCUCCAGUGUCUCCUUUUCUCUCUCUCUCUCCAGUGUCUCCUUUUCUCUCUCUCUCUCCAGUGUCUCCUUUUCUCUCUCUCUCUCCAGUGUCUCCUUUUCUCUCUCUCUCUCCAGUGUCUCCUUUUCUCUCUCUCUCUCCAGUGUCUCCUUUUCUCUCUCUCUCUCCAGUGUCUCCUUUUCUCUCUCUCUCUCAGUGUCUCCUUUUUCUCUCUCUCUCCAGUGUCUCCUUUUCUCUCUCUCUCUCUCUCUCUCUACCCCCUCCCCUCAUUUUUUUCUUUCUAGCAUUUUCUCCUUCAUGUCCUCAGUUUCCUUCUCCUCACUUUUCUCAUUAUUACUAG